Messenger RNA from Dreissena polymorpha, 4175 nucleotides. RefSeq names its product slit homolog 1 protein-like. The transcript is spliced from 3 exons. Bases 125 to 3799 code for a protein of 1224 amino acids. The record is from RefSeq and is a predicted model, not a curated record. Gene Ontology annotation, molecular function: protein binding. Gene Ontology annotation, cellular component: extracellular matrix. Lineage: Eukaryota; Metazoa; Mollusca; Bivalvia; Myida; Dreissenidae.
ACAUUUGGACCUUAGUUACAAUUUGAAAAUUGGAAGUGUAAUAAGUACAACCAAUUUCUCCACUUUAUACGGGCUGCGUUCUUUGUUGUUGGCAGACACUGAACUAACGUCUGUCAACACUAGCAUGUUUGCUGACCUGAGGAAUCUUCACACUCUGGACAUCGGAUACAACAAGCUAUCAUACAUUGGGCCUCGAGCCUUCAGCAACAUGCCCAAUCUCACCGACCUUAGACUCACGGAUCAACCUACCACCACCAUUAACAUCCAUGCCGAUGCCUUUGUGGGCAUAGAAAACUCACUCCAACAUCUCCUACUUUCCAAUAUCAGAUUCAAUUACUCAACGUUUUGGACUAUUUUACCUUCCUUGACUCAACUUCUUGAACUCAACUUGGAAAAUACUGCAUUGACUGUUAUACCUGAUUAUGCAUUCAGAUACAACAACAAACUGACAAAAUUAUAUUUAUCAAAUAACAAACUGAACAUAGUAAAACAAGAAUCAUUUUAUGGACCAAAGACCACUUUAGCUGAAGUACAUUUAAAUGGGAAUCAACUGAAUACAUUGGAUGCAUGUGUGUUCAGUGAUUUUUCUACCAAACCGAUGUUUUUUAUUUCGUUCAACAAACUUGAUUGUGACUGUCGUCUGCUGUGGCUACUGAGCUGGAUAGCUCAAGAUCGUGACCCAAACACUUUUGUUGAAGUGUAUAUAGGACCUUGCAUCAGUCCACAACAAUUUUCUAAUAGGUAUCUUAACAAGGACAUUAAAGAAUCUGAACUGUGCCCAGGAGGAGGUGGUUACCUUCCCCAGUGUCCAAACCUGUAUACAACGACCACUGUCAGUACCACUACAAGAACAUCCUCUACCACAUCUCCCACAACGAAAACAACACUACCUCCUAUUCCAGGAUUCAAGCUGCUUUUUAAUCAUGCAGGCCCCACAACCAUCGACGUCAUUUGGACUGUUGAUGACAAAACUGAUGUAACCGGUUUUAAACUAGAAUUGGUAACCAACACUCAAGGCACAAUAAGCAGAGAGAUAGCUGCCUCAGUAAACCAGUACAGCUUCUUUGACCUCCAGUCAGGCCAGUACUUCUACAUAUGUCUCCUUUUACAGAUCAAAUAUGUUCUCAUCGACUCCCCGAAGAGUUGUAUAUCUGCGUCUACUUUAUACUCGGUGGUGGUGGAGGGCUGCACAUCGCCCACACAGCCCCCAAACUUAUGUACCUGCCAGAACACGCCCUCCAGCAACAUUAAGCUGCUAGAUUGUCGCUUUAAAAACCUGACAGCAAUUCCUAGCUUCACCCCUACCACUGAAAACAUCUUGUUUGACCUCCUCCUGUCAAACUUAGUGGUUAAUCCAACCCCCAACAAGAUAACAACCAUUGGUGCAAAUGCAUUUCAGAACAUACGUGUGCGCAAAAUUGACCUUCUUGGAAACAAUUUGCAGACAGUUGAUAAUUACGCUUUCAAGAGUUCAGCAAAUAUUAAAGAAAUAUUGAUAGAAGGAGGAGGAAAUAAUCCUGCACCAUUUGAUGCACUGAUUCCUGCAAAAAUGUCUUUAACAAUGUUGCAUUUGAAGAACUUCCAGCAGACAACAAUAAGUGCAGGACAACUGGCAUUUCCAAAUCUAAAGACUCUUAUACUAGAGAACAUUAAUGGACUCGCCUCAUUGCAGCCGGACGCAUUUAAUCCACUACAAAAUCUUACGGAGUUUGAAAUUCUGCAACCAACAGGAACCUGGAAUACCUUUCCUGUUCCAGUAUUUAACAAUCUGAGGAAUCUUGCACAUCUGAAAUUGCAAGGCCUGAUACUGGAACCAUCAAGCACAAGCAUUUAUGCUGGCUCUUUUCAUGCACUUGGCCGACUUGAAACUCUGUAUAUCCUGGAAUUACAAAAUCUACGAAGCAUUGACAACGGUGCAUUUGGUAACGCAAGUAAAAGCUUAACACAUCUUUACAUUAGAUACACUGAAAUCGCAAAUUUAACCUUUUUACAAGCUGAAAAGUGGCCUUCUUUGGAACAUUUGGACCUAAGUUACAAUUUGAAAAUUGGAAGUGUAAUAAGUACAACCAAUUUCUCCACUUUAUACGGGCUGCGUUCUUUGUUGUUGGCAGACACUGAACUAACGUCUGUCAACACUAGCAUGUUUGCUGACCUGAGGAAUCUUCACACUCUGGACAUCGGAUACAACAAGAUAUCAUACAUUGGGCCUCGAGCCUUCAGCAACAUGCCCAAUCUCACCGACCUUAGACUCACAGAUCAACCUACCACCACCAUUAACAUCCAUGCGAAUGCCUUUGUGGGCAUAGAAAACUCACUCCAACAUCUCCUACUCUCCAAUAUCAGAUUGAAUUACUCAACGGUUUGGACUAUUUUACCUUCCUUGACUCAACUCCUUGAACUCAACUUGGAAAAUACUGCAUUGAUUGUUAUACCUGAUUAUGCAUUCAGAUACAACAACAAACUGACAAAAUUAUAUGUAUCGAAUAACAAUCUGAACAUGGUAAAACAAGAAUCAUUUUAUGGACCAAAGACCACUUUGGCUGAAGUACAUUUAAAUGGGAAUCAACUGAAUACAUUGGAUGCAUGUGUGUUCAGUGAUUUUUCUACCAAACCAAAGUUUUUUAUUUCGAACAACAAACUUGAUUGUGACUGUCGUCUGCUGUGGCUACUGAAAUGGAUAGCUCAAGAUCGUGACCCAAACACUUUUGUUGAAGUGUAUAUAGGACCUUGCAUCAGUCCACAACAAUUUUCUAAUAGGUAUCUUAACAAGGACAUUAAAGAAGCUGAACUGUGCCCAGGAGGAGGUGGGUCCCUUCCCCAGUGUCCAAACCUGUAUACAAAGAUCACCGUCAGCACCACUACAAGAACAUCCUCUACCACAUCUCCCACAACGACAACAACACUACCUCCUAUUCCAGGAUUCAAACUGCUUUUUAAUCAUGCAGAACUUACAACCAUCGACGUUAUUUGGACUGUUGAUGACAAAACUGAUGUAACCGGUUUUAAACUACAAAUGGUAACCAACACUCAAGGCACAAUAAGCAGAGAGAUAGCUGCCUCAGUAAACCAGUACAGAUUCUUUGACCUCCAGCCAGGCCAGUACUACUACAUAUGUCUCCAUUUACAGAUAAAAAAUGUUCUCAUUGAGGCCCCGAAUAGUUGUAUAUCUGCCUCUACCUUACACCCAGUGGUCCCCAGUACUACAGCACAGAGCACAGUCAAGCCUGAGGCCCAGAAUCUUCCUGUCAUCAUUGGAGCCAGCGUGGGGGGCGUGGUCCUCCUUGUGAUUAUCAUUCUUAUCAUCUUUGUCCUCCUAAAGGCCAACAAACAGAAGAAGCAACCCCCACCAACAACAACAGUUAGCUUCACCCUUCAUGCCCACGCUACCAUACCCCAGGCUGGUGGAACAGCCAAGAGGUUCGCAAAGAAAACAGAAAAAGAAGGGGCCAGUCCUGACGAUAUUUCAGUAACAAUGAUCUCUAAUGGGGAGAUGGUGAACAAGGAUAGAAUCUCAGCAGGAAGUUAUCAGUUCUUGAAUGAGAAAGGCUUUGACAAUAGACCUAUGCCUUCAACAUCAACAAGUCAGCGGUUGCCACUAACAGACAAAUAUAACAGACCAAUACAGGCCAAUGGUGCGAGCCCAGCUGGUGCUGAGGACCACUACAUGAACAAUGUUGAUCAUAGGCCUCUGCCUAAGGCACCAGGAGGCACCAAAGCAUAUGUCAACCCUGGUUAUAAAACAAGCAAAGAGCACCUGCCAGAGACAUCUAAAAAUGAAUACAAUGAGGUACGCUACUAGAAAUAAACUUGUGGCCAGGUGUUACAAGGAUACAUUGUGUUAAUGUGCUUAUGGGAAAAUAUAUGCCAACCAAAGGAAUACAAUGUGCUUAUAUACAAAUAUGUUCGGACUGACUUAAUGAUGUUAAACCUAUAGUUUUUAUGUGUUCACUUAUUAUGUGUGAAUAUUUACUACAAAAGAAAAAACAUUUUGUAAAUACUUAUCUGUGAUACAAAUACAUAUCUUUAUAAUUCACAUUCAUAUAAUAUUCAAGACUUAUUUUUAUAUUAUCAGCAAAUGUUAUUGCUGAAUAGUUAUUGUAUAUAUGAUUGUAAAUACCGGUACUAUUUUUAUAGUUUUACCAUGUAAUUAUUUUAUUAAAAUGUACAGAAUGAAA